AUGGGAAAUUGCAGCUCCUCCGAUUCGACUCAGGUUGCCACGGCCAAACUCGUCCUGCAAGAUGGGAGGCUUCAAGAGUUCUCCUAUCCGGUCAAGGUUUCGUACGUGUUGCAGAAGUACCCCGCCUGUUUCAUUUGCAACUCCGACGAAAUGGACUUCGACGACGUCGUUACGGCCAUCGACGAGGACCAAGUUUUGCAACCCGGUCAGCUCUAUUUUGCUCUUCCGUUGAGUUGGUUGAGGCACCCCUUGCAGGCUCAGGAGAUGGCCGCAUUGGCCGUCAAGGCCAGCUCCGCGCUCAUGAAGAGCGCCGCCGCCGACAAAUGCGGUUAUCGCCGGAAACAGAUUUUGUUCUCCGCCGAUUAUGACUCUAAGCGUGUCUCUCCGGCAGUCUCCGUUGGCGGCGGCACUGUACAUAGGUCGGGGAGAGUAAGGACCACUGGCGGCGGCGGCGGUAGGGGGAAGUUUUCGGCGUUGUUGAGUUCUAUACCGGAGUAG
This is a messenger RNA of Abrus precatorius (Indian licorice), 498 nucleotides long. RefSeq lists its product as uncharacterized. The record is from RefSeq and is a predicted model, not a curated record. The transcript has a single exon. The coding region runs from base 1 to 498 and encodes 165 amino acids. Lineage: Eukaryota; Viridiplantae; Streptophyta; Magnoliopsida; Fabales; Fabaceae.